CUCACAUCUGGGGUGUAACCGGGGCAGAUGAGCCGUGGUGUUGUUUUAAAUCGAUAAGACAAGGCGCUUGUCCCUGGAUUGCUCCUCUUGAAUGCCAAAAAGCUGUGAACCGGGUGGUAUUUGAAUAGCAGUUUUGUAACUUCCGCGCUUAAAAAAAAAGGGGAGAGACGCUGCAAGUAGCAAACUUUUUUUUUUUUCUUCACGUUCUGAUGCUUUAAUUCUGCAGCGCUGUUCCGUGAUAACUCACAGGUCUGUGCGCCUCUUUCACUCUCUGUCGCAGGGCACUGAUUGUGGUGGUGCAGUAUUGAUCCUCAUCGCAGCCGGGACCCAGGGGAAGGGACAGGACAGCAUGCGGCUGGAGGAUGUCUGAGGCUGGCUGGGGCAGUUUUCCUACUACUCUGCUUUCUCCGAGCGUGGCCAGAGGAAUGAUUGCUGCGUGGAGUGCCUUCUUUUGCUUUUACCUGGUGGUGACUGUCAGCAGCCUCCCAGAACCCAGGCUGCCCAUUUCAGAAUUAGAGGACAGGAUCACUCGAAAACCGACAGAAGAUCUGGGGAGCGAGACUACCUUUCUGGAGGAACUGGUGUUUGGAAGUGGAGAUACCAUUGAACUUUCCUGUAACACCCAGGGCUCUUCUAUGUCAGUAUUCUGGUUCAAAGAUGGUAUUGGGAUUGCACCUAGCAACAGAACUCACAUUGGACAAAAACUGUUGAAGAUAAUUAAUGUGUCCUAUGAUGACUCUGGGCUGUACAGUUGUAAGCCACGACAUUCCAGUGAUGUUCUGGGUAACUUUACAGUUAGAGUAACAGAUUCUCCAUCAUCAGGUGAUGAUGAAGAUGAUGAUGAUGAGUCUGAAGACACAGGUGCUCCUUAUUGGACCCGUUCAGAGAGGAUGGAAAAGAAGCUGCUAGCUGUACCAGCUGCAAAUACCGUUCGCUUCCGUUGCCCUGCAGCAGGCAACCCCACCCCAUCCAUAUACUGGCUGAAAAAUGGCAAAGAAUUCAAGGGAGAGCAUCGAAUUGGGGGCAUCAAACUACGGCAUCAGCAGUGGAGCCUCGUGAUGGAGAGUGUGGUCCCAUCAGACCGAGGAAAUUACACAUGCGUUGUGGAGAACAAGUAUGGCAGCAUUAGGCACACUUACCAGCUAGAUGUAUUAGAAAGGUCACCCCACCGGCCUAUCCUCCAGGCAGGACUGCCUGCCAACCAGACGGUGGUGGUAGGGAGUGAUGUUGAAUUCCAUUGCAAAGUGUACAGUGAUGCCCAGCCUCACAUCCAGUGGCUGAAACAUGUGGAAGUCAACGGCAGUAAAUAUGGAUCCAAUGGGACUCCGUAUGUCACAGUGCUCAAGUCUUGGAUCAGUAAAAACGCUGAAGCCGAUGCUAACCUAAAUCUGUUCAAUGUGACAGAACAAGAUGAAGGAGAAUAUCUGUGUAGAGCCAACAAUUUCGUAGGCAUAGCCGAAAAACCAUUUUGGCUCCAUAUUCGCAAACCAAAACCAGAGCUGGUGGAAGUGGAUGAUUCUGGCUCCGUUUACGCUGGCAUCCUCAGCUAUGGAACUGGCUUCGUUCUCUUCAUCCUGGUGGUUGUGGUCGUGAUCAUCUGUAGGAUGAAAAUGCCCAGCAAAAAAGCCAUGAGCACGCCCACUGUACAGAAAGUCUCCAAAUUUCCUCUCAAGAGACAGCAGGUGUCAUUGGAGUCAAAUUCUUCCAUGAAUUCCAACACCCCGUUGGUCAGAAUCACCCGGCUCUCAUCCAGCGAUGGGCCAAUGCUAGCAAAUGUCUCGGAGCUUGAAUUACCUGCCGAUCCCAAGUGGGAAUUAGCGAGAUCUCGCCUGACUCUGGGGAAACCACUGGGUGAAGGUUGUUUUGGUCAAGUGGUGAUGGCAGAAGCGAUUGGGAUCGAUAAGGACAAGCCUAACAAGGCCAUCACUGUAGCUGUCAAGAUGUUAAAAGAUGAUGCUACUGACAAGGAUCUUUCUGACCUGGUGUCCGAAAUGGAAAUGAUGAAAAUGAUUGGGAAACACAAAAAUAUCAUUAACCUCCUAGGUGCCUGCACACAGGAUGGCCCACUCUACGUUCUGGUAGAAUAUGCGUCAAAAGGGAACUUGCGGGAAUAUCUCAGGGCUCGUCGGCCACCUGGCAUGGACUAUUCCUUCGACACUUGCAAGCUUCCAGAAGAGCAGUUAACAUUUAAAGAUUUAGUCUCGUGUGCCUAUCAGGUGGCCCGUGGCAUGGAGUAUUUAGCAUCUCAGAAAUGCAUUCAUCGAGACUUGGCAGCCAGGAACGUGUUAGUCACUGAAGACAAUGUGAUGAAAAUUGCUGAUUUUGGCCUUGCCAGAGAUGUUCACAACAUCGACUAUUACAAGAAAACAACCAACGGUCGGCUGCCUGUGAAAUGGAUGGCUCCAGAAGCAUUGUUUGACCGGGUCUAUACUCACCAGAGCGAUGUCUGGUCUUUUGGAGUGCUGCUAUGGGAGAUCUUUACUUUGGGUGGGUCUCCAUAUCCGGGAAUUCCAGUCGAGGAACUCUUCAAACUCUUGAAAGAAGGUCAUCGGAUGGACAAGCCAGCAAACUGCACUCAUGACCUGUAUAUGAUCAUGAGGGAGUGCUGGCAUGCAGUCCCAUCACAACGGCCAACCUUUAAGCAGCUAGUGGAAGACCUGGAUAGGAUACUUACUGUAACAUCAACUGACGAGUACCUUGACCUCUCAGUGCCAUUCGAGCAGUAUUCCCCUGCCUGCCAGGACACACACAGCACCUGCUCUUCUGGAGACGACUCAGUGUUUGCCCACGACCUUCUGCCAGAUGAGCCAUGUCUUCCCAAACACCAGCAGUAUAAUGGUGUCAUCAAGACAUGAUGGCUCCAAACCCACAGACGGACCCUGGGGGGUGGGAAAACUCAUGAAUGUAGGCUUGGGAGACACCAAGGACAAACCAUAGUGAAGGAUCUUGAAUGAAACUGCUUGGUAAUUCAGGAAGUUUUUUAUUGUUGAGCCGCAGAAGGGUUAUGGGGAUUGGGGUUAUUUUUUUCCUAUUUUGCUGUAUAAGAAGUCAAAAAGCACUGUUUGGCCUGAAGGAACUAAUCUCUUGCCAAGAUUUUUUUUUCCAAACAAAAAAAAAAUGUUAAAUCUAGAGGUGCUGACCUCUGGACCUCCGGUAAUGUAUUAUCGGGUGCCAGAGUUGCCAUUCUGUGCCUGCAAUACCAAGAGGAAAAAAAUCUUUCUGGGGGAGAAGUAUAAAGAAUGUAGAAAUUCUUUGCUUAUGCAAUCUGUACAUGAACCUUUUUGGUGAAGCUGAAAAGCCACAUUGCCUGCAGGGAUUAAUAUAUUUAUAUAAAUAGCUAUAUUUUUGUUGGUUGGGGGAUUUUUUCUAUAGUUGCACGAUCAUUACCCAGCUACUUACAAUUUUUUUUAAAGAUUCCUUUUUUGUUUUGUUUUUUUGACUAGUCAAAGUCUCAAAGGAAUGAUUGGUUUGGUGGCAAACAGAGAUCAUUACCCACUCUUGAAUUUGGGCUGGGAGUGACUGGUAUAUACAGAGGAGUUGUAACAUUCCAAGCAGAAGGGCAAUGCAAGAAGGUCAUUGUAACCUAUUCAUUUUUGGGUUCAUAAGGAGUAAAGCAUCAACGUGGCUGGUAUAGAGGUGCCACAUGCCUCUAGCGAAUCGCAGAAUUAGUUUCUGGUCUUGCAACCUCUUACACAUGAGAACACUCUUCAUCCAGAGCCCCACUGUCUUGUGGGGAGUGAGGGCGGCGCUUCUUGUGGAUGAAGUGUUUUAGUCAGUGUGCUGUAGGAUCAGGCCCUAAGAAUGUAAAAAUCACACUCUUGAGAUGGAGAUUUGAGUCCAAGAGAAGCAGCUAUUCAGUACUUUUUUCCUUUAAAAGCUAGCAAGUUGUCUUUAUUAACCCACAGUGACUUGGAGAGUGAAAUUACGGGUACCUGUAGGCAAGAGUCUUUAACUUAUAUCAAAAAGGUUUAUUCCAGAGAAUUGUGUACAUAUCUAUAAAUAUAUACUGUAUAUAUAUAUAUAUAAAAAAGAAUGUAUAAUACUAAUGCAACAUAAAGCAGUAUGAGAGGGGAAACCUCUCAAAAAAAAGAGCAUUGCAAUCUAGGAUAUUCUGAUCUGGGCAAAAGAUUUUGUGUUUUAUCUUCACAGUUUUGUUUUAAAAAUUGUAUCUUAACAUGUAUAUUUGUAAAUUUAUUUAUAGACAUUAACAUAUCUGUUCAUUGGUUGAAAUAGCAUAGCAUUACUGUAAACUUUAAAAUUUACUGAGUUUAAGGGUUUUUUUUAACUUAUUAAAUAUGGAGAAAAAUAUAUUAAUCAAGUUUUCUUUUAUGUUUAUGGAAAUAUUGAGAGAAUGUAUAGAUGUACAGUAUUUUAACAAAUUUACAUUUAAUGUUAUAAAUAUAUAUUCAUUUUUUAAAAAUUAGUUUAUCCUGGAUUGCAGUGAGCAAAGGUAAGUUUAUUUUGCAAUACAUCAUCAGUGGUUAAAUCCAAAUAAAUAAUAGAGUUUCAAAUCAUUUUUACGUAUUUGAAAAACUAAGGCCAAGAAUUCUUCCAUCAGUUUAACCACUGUUCAUUAAGAAGGUGUGGGUGUUUAUUUUUCUAUUUUUAAAUGAAGGUAUUAUUUGUGGUUGAUCUUAAAAACAAGUUAUGCAGCAAAGUUAAGUGUUGACUUUGAAUGAUGCACGUUAUUUAUUUUUUUUCCUCCUUGCCGGUAUCAUUGCAUUUUUGGAUUUAAGAAAUAACACACUGGCAAAACAGCAAGAAAAACUGCAUUCUUUAUAGGGGAAGUACAAGGAUUGUAUAUCACUUAAGUCUACGCAUGUUAAAAAUGCCAAUAAUGCCUAAUUUGCUAGACUUAACUUUGUAUGGUAUUUAUGGGCCUCUGUGCCAAAUUACUGUUUAAAAGCACACUAAAUAAACAGGGGAACUUUAGUAUGGACCAGAAAGGCAAAGGGAGGUAUUUUUAUGAGAAGAUUUUAACUCUUACUACCACAAAGAGGCAAAUAUAAUUACAUAUUGGGUUGUUUGGUUUAUUUUUCCCUGUGCAUCUCACGUUAGUAUUAUUUUUUUAGUACCACAAAUAUCUUCUCAUAAAAGGAAUAAUUUAUAGUUUGAGGUUAUGUCAUUUGAAGUUCUUGACAAAGUAGAUUUCUAUAGAUUUGGGAGUUUUUUAAAUUAAAGAAAUUUUGGUAUUUUCUUACAAAUGUCUGCUAAAUUGUACAUUCCAAGUACCUAAAUCAUUAGGUUUCCCAUAAAAAUGUACAAAUUUGUGCAUGAUUUCAAAUGUUAUUAGAUAUUAUAAAUAUAUAUAUAAUUUAUUGAGGUUUUUACAAGAUGUAUCUGUAGACUUGAUGACUUUAACAUUUCUUAUACAAUGCUUAUAUAGUUUUAUAGCUGGGACUGUUAUCUUUUAAAGCUUUUUUUAAAAAAAAAUUAAAAUUCCAAUUUUGUUACAUUUUGUACUGUUGUUACAAUCCACAGAUUUGCAUAGUGUGAAUUUGGGGAGGGGUGUGAGCAACUCUAUUCAGUUUACUAUUGUAUUUCUUUUCCUCACAAUCGCAACUGUCAAAGGUAUUAAAUGAACACACAGUAAACCAAUUCUGCUUUUAUUAACAUGGGAAAGAAAGGUACUUUUACACAAAAAUACAAAUAAGUUGUUGAAUCUGUUUUUUCCAGUUUUAAUGGGCCUGUUAAACAAUAAAGCCUCUGUUUUCAA
This is a messenger RNA of Pelodiscus sinensis (Chinese soft-shelled turtle), 5716 nucleotides long. NCBI's taxonomy places the organism in Eukaryota, Metazoa, Chordata, Testudines, Trionychidae. The record is from RefSeq and is a predicted model, not a curated record.